Molecule: messenger RNA, 970 nt
Organism: Physcomitrium patens
Lineage: Eukaryota; Viridiplantae; Streptophyta; Bryopsida; Funariales; Funariaceae
Source: RefSeq, a predicted model, not a curated record
GCCGCUUGAAAGGACAAACAAAGCAAGCUCGGAACACAACGGGGAAGAAAUAAAAGAUGAGGGGCUUGGGAAUCUGGAACGACAGCAUUCUUUUCUACCCGAAAGCGGCCCGGUGGUUUGCCAUUGCUAACAAUCCAAACUCCCGACUGCUCCAGAGUCUCGCAUCCGCAACAGUGAAAUAGAGCACACUGCGCUUGCUCAGCACAAGACUGUUCCAAUUCUUUUGCUUCGUCUGUUUUCAUUCAGUGUCAGGGCUGUGCUCUUGGAAAGGGGACUCAAGUACACUUGAACAAACUUGAAGGUCGUGAAAAUCCUGAAUUGUCAUCAUGUCUUGCGGUGGAUGUGGCUGCUGCCCCAAAUGUGGAUGUCAGGCAACUUGCACCUACACUGGUCUGAAGUCUGCGUCGGAUGAAUGUAAUGACAACUCUUACUUAAGUAGCGGCAGCGAGUAUCUCUUGAGCGAGAACACUUACUCCCGAGUAGCUGGUGAAAAUGGAGGCAACUGCGACUUGGCAGAUGCAACUCGUGCGAAAGAAGGAAGCCGCGAUGGGGGUUUCCGAGCUGGCUGCGGCUGUGGCGAUGAGUAGAGUAAAGUAGAAGAUUCAGUAGACAGUACCCACCAUGUAGCAAUGCCAGUACUUUUACCAUGAGAGUGAUUUUAGCAUUACCCAGUAGGAAAAGUGGGGUCCAGGAAAGACCUUCAAGGAUACCAGUAGCCAGAUGUAGAUGUUGUGUCGCGAAUAACUAUCACCACCAGCGCAGUGCACUCAAAUUCCUGCUGACAUGCUUUGCAAAGCAACUGUUUCUGAGCUGUGAAUGAGUAAGGCCCAGUCUAACCCAGCGGCCACAGGAAUUGAGCAUUUGGUCAUUCACUCGCUUGCUCACUUCGAUCCAAGCCAACUUAUUUGCAUGUGUUUGCACAAGUCUGCACAACUCUCUUCGAUGCUAAUACAUCUCCCUUCAUGUUUCC